UUUACUAAUUUUGGUUUUCUUUUUGGUUUCAAUUAGCGUAAAAGGCGCACUAUAAAUUGUUUAAUCCAUUGUUUUUGAAAUUAGCUACUGAAAUGGUUGCAGCAGUAUGUUCUAGCUGAGAGACACCAUUGUUCACUAUUAAAGUGGCGAUUUUUUCCUAGAUAUAGUUAAAACCCAGAUGGUGGGAAUUGGAUGAAUCGGCCACUCUUUUGCGUGUACUAUAUAUCUCGUUCCAGAUUUUAAGCCCGGCGACAUUAGCAAGUCAUUGACCUGUGCUCUUCAACGUUUGGAUUACGCACCGUAAGUGUUCGGUGAAAUGCCUGAACGAAAUUGCAAGGCUUCAAAGCUACGCUAUUUUAAUAUCAGGAGAUAUAAGUAGUCUGUAAUUGUCGCUUGCAGAUCAGAUAGAACAGAGAAUGUCGCAUAUAUAAAAGGUUGUAUAGGUCAAACUAAUAAACUCUCCAGUUGUUUCUUUUUUAAAUGGUCUUUGGUCCAUAUUUGAGUUCUUGCACGAGAGAUGACGAAUCCCAGUUCCAUCUUUUUAAUUGAUUUCAGAGUGAACACGUCUACCUCGAACUGAUUGUGGUCAAUUGUGCGUGGUUGAAUGGGUAAAAGGUUGGAGUUCUUGGUUCAGACUAUGAAACGUAAGAGCUACAAAUUCUCAUAUUUUGAUUGGUUCAUAGUGUUGAUGACUAUCUGUAAUUGGUUGUAGCAAGGACAUGAAAGUGACACAAUGUUUCAAUAUGAGGCCAACCGUUGUUGCAUGGUUUAUUCAGUAGAAAGUUGGAAUUUUUAAGAUUCAAUUCAUUGACUUCAACUUGUAUUAAAGUUCAUUUUGUUUUAUAAACAAGGUUUAAGUUGGUUGUGAAUAAAGUAAUGCAGAAUCUUGGAAGAUGGGCGUGUGGUCAACGUUGUUUAGAAGAUAAUUGUCUAUUAAGUACUUGAGUUUGUUUUCGUGGAUUACUUUUCCUUGCAUACAUGUUCUCUUAUUACACUAAUCUGAAGAAGAUUGUUCUUGGAGACAUAAGGAGCACACGGGAUGACGAGGUUUGCUUGUUUGCACCUCUUUACCAUGCUCUUGUUUACCAUGCUCUCUAGUUCAAGUUAUGCAGUUAUAACGACAGAGAGUCCUUUGUCAAUGGGACAAACUCUCAGCUCCGCUAAUGAGGUUUAUGAAUUGGGGUUCUUCAGUCCUAAUAACACACAAGACCAGUAUGUUGGAGUCUGGUUCAAGGAUACCAUACCUCGGGUCGUUGUGUGGGUGGCCAAUAGAGAGAAGCCCAUUACAGACUCCACGGCAAAUCUAGCUAUAAGCAGCAAUGGAAGUCUUCUGUUAUUUAAUGGCAAACAUGGCAUUGUGUGGUCAAGUGGAGUAUCUUUUGCUUCUAGCAGGUGUCGUGCAGAGCUUUUAGACAGCGAAAAUCUAGUUGUCAUAGAUAUUGUUUCGGGAAGAUUUAUGUGGCAAAGCUUUGAGCAUCUAGGUGAUACUCUGUUACAUACCGCAUCCCUGACAUAUAACCUCGCCACCGCUGAGAAGCAGGUGUUGAAUUCAUGGAAAAGUUACACCGAUCCAUCACCUGGCGACUUUCUGGGCCAGAUUACACCACAAGUUCCAUCACAGGGGUUUAUUAUGAGAGGCUCGACGCCUUAUUGGAGAAGCGGUCCAUGGGCUAAAACAAGGUUCACUGGGAUACCGUUUAUGGAUGAAUCGUACACGGGUCCAUUCACCCUUCACCAGGAUGUAAACGGGUCAGGAUACUUGACUUAUUUUCAAAAAAACUACAAACUUUCACGUAUAACUUUAACAUCAGAGGGAUCAGUAAAGAUGUUUCGGGAUAAUGGAAUGGGCUGGGAACUAUACUAUGAGGCUCCAAAAAAUUCAUGCGAUUUUUAUGGUGCGUGUGGACCAUUUGGAUUGUGUGUCAUGUCAGUUCCUCCAAAGUGUAAAUGCUUUAAAGGGUUUGUACCAAAAUCCAUUGAGGAGUGGAAAAUGGGAAACUGGACUGGUGCUUGUGUGAGGCGUACCGUACUAGAUUGUUCUAGUAACUCUACUGGCAAAGAUACAGACGUCUUUCAUCCAAUUGCCAACAUAAAGCCUCCAGACUUUUAUGAAUUUGCAAGUUCUGUGAAUGCUGAAGAAUGCCACCAACGUUGCCUCCACAAUUGUUCUUGCUUGGCAUUUGCUUAUAUUAAGGGAAUAGGGUGUCUAGUGUGGAACCAGGACCUAAUGGACGCAGUGCAAUUUUCUGCAACAGGAGAACUUCUUUCCAUUCGUCUUGCACGUUCUGAGCUAGAUGGAAAUAAGCGCAAGAAGACCAUUGUUGCUAGUACAGUGAGCCUGACCCUAUUUGUGAUCUUGGGCUUCACUGCGUUUGGUGUCUGGAGAUGCAGAGUGGAACAUAACGCUCAUAUAUCAAAGGAUGCUUGGAGGAAUGAUCUGAAACCACAAGAUGUCCCAGGUUUAGAUUUCUUUGAUAUGAAUACCAUUCAAAACGCCACAAAUAAUUUCAGUUUAUCAAACAAACUCGGACAAGGUGGAUUUGGUUCAGUUUAUAAGGGAAAGCUGCAAGAUGGGAAAGAAAUUGCAGUAAAACGGCUUUCUAGCAGCUCCGGACAGGGAAAAGAGGAGUUCAAGAAUGAAAUACUACUCAUCUCAAAACUCCAACACAGAAACUUGGUUCGGGUUUUGGGAUGUUGCAUUGAAGGAGACGAACGGCUAUUGAUUUAUGAGUUUAUGGUGAACAAGAGCCUUGAUACUUUUAUCUUUGAUUCAAGAAAAAGGCUGGAGAUUGAUUGGCCAAAAAGAUUUGAUAUCAUUCAAGGUAUUGCACGUGGACUUCUCUAUCUCCACCGUGACUCACGCCUCAGGGUAAUUCACAGAGACCUGAAGGUCAGCAAUAUUCUUCUGGAUGAAAAAAUGAACCCAAAAAUAUCAGAUUUUGGAUUGGCUCGGAUGUAUCAAGGAACCGAAUAUCAAGACAACACUCGCAGGGUUGUAGGAACUCUAGGAUAUAUGUCUCCAGAGUAUGCAUGGACUGGGAUGUUCUCUGAGAAAUCGGACAUCUACAGCUUCGGAGUUCUGCUGUUAGAAAUCAUCAGCGGAAAGAAGAUCUCAAGAUUCAGCUAUGGCGAAGACGGAAAAACCCUUCUUGCAUAUGCGUGGGAAUCUUGGUCUGAAAAUGGAGGAAUUGAUCUUUUGAAUAAAGAUGUUGCUGAUUCAUGUCACCCAUUAGAAGUUGGGAGAUGUGUUCAGAUUGGUCUGCUUUGUGUACAACACAAUCCUGCAGAUAGACCAAACACACUUGAGUUGCUGUCUAUGCUCACCACAACAUCAGAUCUUCCAUCACCAAAACAACCCACAUUUGCAUUGCACGCGAGAGAUGACGAACCCCAGUUUAGGGAUUUGAGUACCGUCAAUGAGAUGACACAAUCUUUGAUCCUUGCGCGUUAAGAAACAAUAUGUGAUGGAAAUUGUACAAUUGAAGUGUGUUGUUUGAACAGUAAAGUAGUCAACUUUUCAAUGUUGGUAACUUCAAAAUGUAAAUGCCAAUGGGAAUUACUGCGUUGUUUUCAUCCA
Messenger RNA from Arabidopsis lyrata subsp. lyrata, 3577 nucleotides. Its product is annotated as G-type lectin S-receptor-like serine/threonine-protein kinase At1g61500. The record is from RefSeq and is a predicted model, not a curated record. Gene Ontology annotation, biological process: recognition of pollen; protein phosphorylation. Lineage: Eukaryota; Viridiplantae; Streptophyta; Magnoliopsida; Brassicales; Brassicaceae. Gene Ontology annotation, molecular function: ATP binding; protein serine/threonine kinase activity.